This is a messenger RNA of Nicotiana attenuata, 2307 nucleotides long. Its product is annotated as protein ROOT PRIMORDIUM DEFECTIVE 1. The coding region runs from base 728 to 1990 and encodes 420 amino acids. Gene Ontology annotation, molecular function: RNA binding. The record is from RefSeq and is a predicted model, not a curated record. The transcript is spliced from 2 exons. NCBI's taxonomy places the organism in Eukaryota, Viridiplantae, Streptophyta, Magnoliopsida, Solanales, Solanaceae.
AAUUAAGAUAGCCGAAAUAGAAGGGAUUUUAAGUAGUACGGUAGAAGAAAAUCUCUGCUCUGUAGUUUGUCAAAAGACGUACGAUGAUGUUGUUCGAGGUGUGUGAGGCAAAACAAGAAAGAGAUAGACGAAUGAAAAUGUCUGUUCUUAAAGCCGCCCCAUAAGAAAAUUGAAGUCUCCUUCUGAGAAUUGCUGAAGAAUUGCUUUAUGCUUUUCCUUCCUUAUAAAGGUCCGUUAAAUAAAAUUUGAGUUGAUUGAUAAAUCUACUGACAUCCUCAUUUCUUAUUAGCCAGCAAGAAUUCAUCUUUGCUGCAUAUUUUCAUAUGAUUCUACAAAUUUGAGCAAUUGGGUUCAAUAUACAGUAGCCUUCAAGUGAAACUAAUUUGAUUUCAUAUGUUCUCCGUGGCAGUAGUGGCAGAGUAUCUGGUUGAUGUUUUGAUGUUAUUCUACUAUUUAAAUUAAUGGGGUUCUUAAAUAAGAGCUUAAAAGACAAGUCAUGUUGAUUUUAUUUACUUUUUUGAGUCCGUAAUAAUCUGAUCCAAAAUUUGAACUUUAUGGGUUCGGGAACGCACUGAACCCACUGGCCAUUUGAGUUACUGGGUUCGAAAUUUGAUACUUGUACAUAUAAGAGUGAGCCAAAAUUACUAUGUUCGACCGAACUCGCAUCUCAUACUGCAUAUGUACAUCCGCCCCUACUAGUUGGUAUAUAUGUAAGUGCUGAUUAGGAAUGGCAACUCAGAUUUAUGUGAAAAGCCAGAGAAAUGGGUACUUGAGUUUGUGGGAUGCAAUGUUUAGUCUUCGUAUUCGGCGAAGGUUUUCUCUUUGGUCAAUGAAGAAAGAUCCAGAUCUUGAAGCUGCAUUACAUAGAAACCGUCGAUGGAUAGUGAAUAAUCAGAUUAAGAACAUUGUUAUGAGAUGUCCUAACCAGGUUGCAUCAGUAAAAUACCUGCAGAAGAAGUUCAAGACUCUUGAUCUUCAAGGCAAAGCUCUAAAUUGGCUAAAAAAGUAUCCUUGUUGCUUUGAAGUCUACCUUGAGAAUGAUGAGUACUAUUGUGGGCUGACUAAAAGAAUGAUGUUUUUGACUGAAGAGGAAGAGUCUGUUAAGGAUAUGCAGGAACCGAUAUAUGCUGAGCGAUUAACAAAGUUGUUGAUGAUGAGCCGUGAUCGAAGGCUGAAUGUUAUGAAACUUAACGAGUUGAGGAGGAAUUUUGGAUUUCCUGAUGAUUAUUUGCUCAGGAUUGUACCCAAGUACCCUCAAAUAUUUAGAGUUGUUAACCACACCGGGAGACGGAGUUCAAUGGAGAUUGAGCUCACAGCCUGGAAGCCUGAUUUAGCUGUUUCUGCAAUCGAAAGAAAGGCCAUGAAGGAUGGUCGAGAGCCAGGUUUCCCGUGCUCUUUGCCUCCGACUUGGGUCAAAUCAUGGGAAAGAUUUGAAGACUUUAAUUCUACUCCAUAUAUUUCACCUUAUUUGGGACUUAAUGGUUUAGUGGAGGGCUCAAAGGAAAUGGACAAGAGAACCGUGGGGGUAGUGCAUGAAUUACUGUCAUUGACCUUGUGGAAAAAGGCAUCAAUUUUCAAAUUGGGCCAUUUUAGAAGGGAAUUAUGUUUACCAGAGAAAUUAAAUGUUUUUCUGCUCAAACAUCCUGGAAUAUUCUAUGUUUCUAACAGAUACCAGACCUAUACAGUUCUCCUCAGGGAAGCAUAUAAUGGGUCAGAACUGAUCGAAAAGGACCCUCUUGUUGUUGUUAAGGAGAAGUUUGGAGAAUUAAUGCAGGAGGGACUCCAUGAAUAUAAUCGCAGACAUUACCUAUUGAAUUUAGAAAAGAAGAGGAAUAAAGGCAUGAUAAUGCCAAAGCCAGAGAAAAGAAGGAACCAAAGCGAUGAAACAUCAGAACAAGAUAAGGAAGGAGGAGGAGAUCUAGGCGGCAUAUUUGAUCCAGAAGAGAGGAAGCGGUUUUACAAAGUACUGUUUGAUGACAAUGCUCCAUAAGCAACGGAAGUAGUAACAUACCCAUACUAACAUCAGUGAUACAGGGAAAGAGGAGGGUUGAAUGAGUGCAAUUUUGUUAAAAACAUGGAACGAAAGCUAGAGUUUUCUUGUAUUCGCCACAAAAGACUCCUUGGAGUCUUGUUAUCCAGACUCCUGUUCACCUUGAGUACCACUUUCAUUAUUGGCCUUCAAAUUCUGAGACAUAGAAACCAUGCUCAAACCUGUGAAUUUGAUGCUUAACCAUAUCUGUUUUUAACACCUGGGCUUUAGAUAACAUUAGUUACGAAGACUUCGAGCUUACUAUCUUUCCCCCAUCA